UCGUGAGGAUUGACGAAUGUAUGAAAAAUUUAAGAACUUGAAAUUCGGUAUUGUUGUGUUUUUCUCCAGCAAUGAUAAAUAUUGCACAAUGAAAUUCAAGAACAACUUACACAGUUACACAACAAUGGUAUACAGUAAAGGAAGUGGUGGUGAACCCUUGAACCAUGGAAAAAAAAUGGCAUUUUUGGUUUGCUUUAUUGAAAUAUUGAAAUUGUAUUGGCCGUAUACUAAAGGUUUUCGUUGACUUGACGGUUAACGACGACCUCUACACCCCUUACCACAUUCCCUUUGUUAGGCGGGGGUAGGGUGAAGCCAAAAUGUCUACCACAACUUCCGGAUGAUGUGCGAUAAACGAAGAAAAUAAUGCAUUCAGGGAUAGGUUGAACAGACGAUCGUUUUGUUGCACGGCCUGCAAGUGCCAAUAUGCAUACACCAGCUAGAGAAGCACCUCCAAAACCACGGACAAACAUGCAAAAAAUUGGCCACGCUCUCCGUUUGUCUAAAAAGUUUUCGCGAGAAUAUGAUGAUUUUGGAACAGCAACGGCUAGCCGCUUUGGUGAAAACAUUAAAAUUGUCUUCAGGUGGAAAAGAAGUAUUUACUGUCUUAUAUGGAAGGAGUUCCUGGUUUACAUGUCCCUCUACAUCUUUAUCACCAUCGUACAUGAUUUCGCGUUAACGAAUGCCGAUAAACAGCAUUUUGAAGAUCUAGCUGCCUAUUGUUCAAAGUUUGUCUCUUCAUUGCAACUCGUCUUGCUUCUAGGUUUCUUUACUUCAACUGCCAUGCAGCGUUGGUUUUCCUUGGUAAAUUCCAUUCCAGGCACCAGCAAAGUAACAGCUUACUUUGUCAACUCACUCAAAGAAAAUCAACCAGACGGAGAAGCAAUCGUUCAGCAAUACGCUAGAUGGAUUGUCUUGAGUUGGGCAUUGGUAUUUCGUUUGGUUUGCCCAGGACUAAAAGAAGCUUACCCAGAUUUGAUGUCCCUUCAAAACGAAGGGUUGUUAUUGGAGCAUGAACGUUUAAGACUGGAGAUGGAACCAUCCAUUAAAAAUCAUUCCCUCAUCGUCGUCAACUGGAAUCUGGGCUUAUUGCGAGUAUGCGCUAGGAGGGGUAUGUAUUACGUCCCAGCUGACUACACUAGAAACCUCGACUGCUUAAUGCUGUUCAAGAAAAAUUGCAAUAACACCAUCAAAUUUGCCACUAAAAACAUUCCGCAUGCCCUUAUUCAGGUAGUCACUAUUGCUGUGUACGCAUAUGGUUUAGCGUCAUUAAUGGCUCGUAUGCCUUCAAAACUGGCGCCUGAUGGAAGAUGGGAAUCCACUGUCGUGUCCUUUGUUUCUGGCUACUUCCCUGUCGCCAAUUUCAUUCCAUUCUUCCUGUUUUAUUCGUGGUUGAAAUUCGGACGCAUGGCCAGCUAUCCUUUCGGCGAAGAUAAGGAUGAUAUCGAUGUGAAGCAGCUGCUCUACUCCCAUAUUGAAGGCGCCAUUCGAUUACAGUCAAUUUACGUUGAGGCGUCUCCCAUCGAAAAAGUGGUUAUGACUUCCAUUCGUAAUCCAUCUCAUAUCUGGAUUGAGCACGCCAAGAGCCGAAUGUUGGAGGAAAGGCGCAAUUCUUUCGGUGACAUCGAAUUAACGAAAUAAGCUUCAAUAAGUAGUAGCUUACUACAUGUGUAAGCACCAGGAAACCCAAUGGAAAAAAUUGCUUGUUGAUCUAACCUUUUCUUUUUAAGUAUUAAUUUAUUUGAAUGACUUUAAAUAAUCAUACAUUUCAAAUGAUCUUCUUGAAAUGCAUUGGUUUCUUUAACCCUCUGCAAAAGGCUUAUGAGAGUUCGUGUUGAGGAAAAAAUUUCCAGUGGCUCUAGUUUAAAGAAAAUUACUUUAAAUUAUAACUGGUAUCAUAGGCAGAAUUGUGUGCUUACGUUGCUGACACGAACAGACCCAUUGAGGUCUUGAGAUUUUCAGGACAGGAUCCAAGCUGAAACUGGGAGUACGAGUCGCACUGGGUGGAGUUGAACGGAACGGCACUGUUGAUUGAUUCUGCAAAAUACUGCACCGCCCGUCGGUGGCUACACGCUGCAGUAUUAAAAUUUGAUCAGUAUGUAAGAAUCAUCUUGUUUCCAUCGUAACAUGCAGUACUUUCCUCGACCAGACCGCAUCCCUACGACAUGGCACACUGUAAAUGUGUAACAACUGGAAGGAAUUAGCUUUUUGAAUCCCAUACCGGCUGCAGGGACCCACCAUUAGGCCAAAAAUCAGCAUGUCCAAGUGCCAGUGGGAAUCCGAAACGCUUGUCUAAAAUGGUACCGGCAUUGGUAUGGAUAAUAUCAACAAAUUGGGCAUCCGUUUUGUCCAGGAUAUCGUCAACUUCGGAUUUAUCAAAACAUGGAAAUGCCGGAUCAAACCCUUCGUAUAGGGAGUCUGCCGUUUGUGGUUAGCCCUGCUCGGCCAACAACGUGUGCCCCUAGACUGAAACCCAUCAAAUGAAAUUGGCUCUGAUCAGCUCCUUGUGAAAUGAGAAAGUUCACCAGAUUUCCA
Molecule: messenger RNA, 2532 nt
Organism: Daphnia carinata
Lineage: Eukaryota; Metazoa; Arthropoda; Branchiopoda; Diplostraca; Daphniidae
Product: bestrophin-4-like
Exons: 13
Coding region: 424-1638 (404 amino acids)
Molecular function (GO): chloride channel activity
Source: RefSeq, a predicted model, not a curated record